This is a messenger RNA of Histoplasma capsulatum G186AR, 444 nucleotides long. RefSeq lists its product as uncharacterized. The transcript is spliced from 3 exons. Bases 1 to 444 code for a protein of 147 amino acids. NCBI's taxonomy places the organism in Eukaryota, Fungi, Ascomycota, Eurotiomycetes, Onygenales, Ajellomycetaceae. The record is from RefSeq and is a predicted model, not a curated record.
AUGGUCCACGGCCUGCGUGGUGCGUACUCUCUGACCCAGUUGUUGUUGUCGCUGCUGCUGCUUGAAGUUAUGAACAUGAUUGCUCCUCCUCAUGCUCCUUCCACGCUCCUCGUCGUCGCUGGCAAGUUUGGUGCCGCAAACCGUACCAGCUUCCUCAAUGACGUUGAGACAACCAGUCAGCCUCCCGGUACAGGGCCACCUUCAGGCUGCUGGCUUCAGAUCUGCUGCCAUAAGAGUGGCACCACCUCGCCGCUUCUCAGCAAGCUGCUUGAUUACCUUCCCCCCCGGAUCAAUCGAACUCUUGUCGAUCUUGUCUCUGGGUUCCUGUCGUAUAAUGACCCAUCCAAUCACCUCGAAUCCUUUCUCGUGCAGAUCGCCGUCCUAAAUUAUUUGCCGAUUGGGCGGGGGCGGUCGUGCAGGGCAAAGGCCAACACCCAAGAUUAA